CAUGGUUGGGCCUGGCGAGGUUGAUGAUGAUCUACAGCCAGAAACAGCUGAAGAAUGCGCUAAAUAUGGAGAAGUAGGCAGGGUCGUAAUCUAUGAGGAACCAGGUGCUCCUGAUGAUUGUGCUGUUCGGAUUUUUGUCGAGUUUCAGAGAGUGGAAUCUGCCAUCAAAGCUGUGGUGGACUUAAAUGGGCGUUGGUUUGGAGGGAGGGAGGUCAGAGCAAGCUUUUAUGAAGUCAGCAAAUUCCAACGCUACGAGUUAGAUGCCAAAGAUUGAUAGGAAUGAACAGUCAGACAUAGAUGCGAUGCUGAGGGGAACCAUCAUUCCCCAAGCGGUGAUCAUUAAUACUUCCAUUGGGUGAUACGGUUCCCAAUUAGGGUACCAGUAUAUCCUGAUGGGGGUCAUUUAGCUGUUUGUUCCUGUUUAAAUCUUCAUUGGGAGAAGUGGCUACCGAUCAGGGUAAAAGAAUACCCUGUAUGUGAGACUGGAUGGCGUGAUUUGAACACUAGAGGGCGCAAAAAAAAAUUUCUCCUGAAUUUUUCCUUGAUAUUAUACAGCUCCUUGCCACCUGACAAUUGUGUUCAAUUGUGUUACAAAUGUACACGUCUUCAAAUGAAAAAUUACUUACUGAAAAAUAUUGGUGAAAAUGUGUGUCAAACCUACGAAAAAUGGCUCGCCGAAGUUCUGUCAAUGGAUGUUCAACGAGAGACAGUUUAUCGUAGGAGAUACUGUCUUGGGGGACGUUGUACCCUAGACAAAUCAGGUAAAGUUGUCUACGGGGACAGAUUCA
Asterias rubens (European starfish) is the source of this 788-nucleotide messenger RNA. Its product is annotated as splicing factor 45-like. The transcript is spliced from 3 exons. Gene Ontology annotation, biological process: alternative mRNA splicing, via spliceosome; mRNA cis splicing, via spliceosome. Gene Ontology annotation, cellular component: precatalytic spliceosome. The record is from RefSeq and is a predicted model, not a curated record. NCBI's taxonomy places the organism in Eukaryota, Metazoa, Echinodermata, Asteroidea, Forcipulatida, Asteriidae. The coding region runs from base 2 to 274 and encodes 90 amino acids. Gene Ontology annotation, molecular function: RNA binding.